AUGCCACCUCCAAUACGCUCACCCAUCCAACUCCCGAACCGGACUCCUACAAAUUCAUCCUUCUCCCUCGCCCCUCCGCCAACACACAAUUCCAUCCCUACCAAACCGCGAAAAAAGGUCCUCCUCACACCCGGCCACAGCCCUCUAGACUGGGCCCGUCUCUCCUCGUCCCCUACCGCCAAUCUACGCGGUUUACCGCCCGAUACACCGUAUCUCCGCGUCCCUCCUUCCCUGUUGAAGCAGAUGACGGGCAGGAAAGGAAAGGAUGCAUGGACGGUGUUAGGCGGGAAGGUGUAUAAUAUCAGUCCGUAUGUGCCGUAUCAUCCUGGGGGCGAGCCGGAGCUGAUGAGGGCGGCGGGACGGGAUGGGACGCGGUUGUUUGGGGAGGUGCAUCCGUGGGUGAAUUGGGAGGGGAUGUUGGAGGGGUGUUUGGUGGGGAUUGCGGUUGAGGAGGCGGAGGUGGGGAGGGAGAGUAGUUUGGAGGAGAUGGACUAA
Messenger RNA from Hyaloscypha bicolor E, 495 nucleotides. Its product is annotated as cytochrome b5. The record is from RefSeq and is a predicted model, not a curated record. The coding region runs from base 1 to 495 and encodes 164 amino acids. Gene Ontology annotation, molecular function: heme binding. The transcript has a single exon. Lineage: Eukaryota; Fungi; Ascomycota; Leotiomycetes; Helotiales; Hyaloscyphaceae.